GUGUACAAUCAUCAAAUCAAAGGUGUACAAUCGUCAAAUCAAAGGUGUACGAUCAUCAAAUCAAAGGUGUACGAUCGUCAAAUCAAAGGUGUACGAUCAUCAAAUCAAAGGUGUACGAUCGUCAAAUCAAAGGUGUACAAUCAUCAAAUCAAAGGUGUACAAUCAUCAAAUCAAAGGUGUGCGAUCGUCAAAUCAAAGAUGUACAAUCGUCAAAUCAAAGGUGUACGAUCAUCAAAUCAAAGGUGUACGAUCGUCAAAUCAAAGGUGUACGAUCAUCAAAUCAAAGGAUCAGUAUCAUAUUAA
Messenger RNA from Paramuricea clavata, 303 nucleotides. The record is from the annotation of a GenBank genome assembly. NCBI's taxonomy places the organism in Eukaryota, Metazoa, Cnidaria, Anthozoa, Malacalcyonacea, Plexauridae.